CCGGCCUCCCGCUCCCCAGACGCGGAUGGCGUCAGUGCUGGAGGAUCCUGUUUUGCUCCGUUAUUUUAAAGGCCACAAAGAUGCAGUAACCUGUGUUGCCUUCAGUCCAAAUACUAAAGUAAUUGCCACAUCUUCUUUGGACAGGUUUCUUAUGAUAUGGAAUCUAAGGCCAAAUUCCAAAGCUUUCAGAUUUGUUGGUCACAUGGAAGGUGUAACUAGUGUAGAGUUUUCACAAGAUGGACAGCUGAUAGCAUCUGCUUCUCAAGACAGGACAGCCAGACUUUGGAUUCCUUGUAUUCACGGCGAAUCCACACCAUUAAAAGGCCAUACUGCAUCAGUCCGCAGUGUGAACUUCUCACAUGACAGCCAAUUCCUAGUUACUGCAUCCAAUGACAGAUUAAUCAAAGUAUGGAGUAUAUAUAGUCAGAGUGUUUUGUUUACCUUACAUCAGCACACUCACUGGGUGCGCUGUGCAAAAUACUCACCUGAUGGUAGAAUAAUAGUGUCCUGCAGUGAAGAUAAAACUGUUAAAGUCUGGGAUGUAAGAAACAAAACAUGUGCUUAUAACAUAAUAGACCGUGAUGGAUUUGCAAACUAUGUAGACUUUAAUCCUGAUGGUACAUGCAUAGCUUGUGCAGGUUCUGAUCACACAGUGAAGAUAUGGGACAUUCGAACAAACAAGUUACUGCAGAAUCAUCAAGUCCACAGAGCUGCCAUUAAUUAUACAGCUUUCCAUCCUUCUGGUAAAUAUCUCAUCACAGCCUCUACUGAUGGUACCGUUAAGAUCAUAGAUCUUUUAGGAGGAAGACUCUUGUACACACUUCAUGGACAUGAGGGACCUGUCCUCUCUGUAGCCUUUGCAAAAGGUGGGGAAACAUUUGCCUCUUGUGGUAUAGACACAAAGGUGUUGUUGUGGAAGACUAAUUUUGAUGUAUUUGAGUAUAAAAAAGUUCUUAAGAAGCAUAUGCAGAGGAUACACAUCGAUGAACCCCCUCACCUUCUUGAUAUUUACCCACGAUCUCCUCAUCGCCAUGAUGUAACACCACAGUCAGUUGAGAUAAAUCCCAGCUAUGAUGUAACUGAUAUGCGAACAUUUGACCCAACUGUCAUAGAUAUUAGCUCUUCAUCUUCUAGUUCUCAGAUAUCCUCAGCAAAGGCAAGUCCUCCGCAGGCUCAUCGUUCCAUGUCCCAAGAUGUGGUAAACAACAAAGAUUCUCAGCAACCUCCUGCUUUACCCUCUGCAACCAUGUCAAAGAGGAUGUCACAAAUGGAAAGCAAGUACUUGGUGCAUGCUGAGGAUGAGCCGGUAGGCAUUUCACCAGUUCUGAGUAAUGCCUUGGAGCAUAUUGUGGAGCAGCUAGAUGUUCUGACUCUGACUAUCUCAAUCUUGGAGCAGCGCCUGACUUUGACUGAAGAUAAACUGAAAGAGUGUUUAGAAAACCAAGAGAAAAUACUACUUUCAGUCGGAAAUGAAAAUAAACAAUACCAAUGCUGGUGAACGUUUUUAAUACUUUCUCAGGGCAGCACAAGUGGCAGUCUGACAGGAUACA
Euleptes europaea (tarantolino) is the source of this 1550-nucleotide messenger RNA. RefSeq names its product POC1 centriolar protein B (gene POC1B). Lineage: Eukaryota; Metazoa; Chordata; Lepidosauria; Squamata; Sphaerodactylidae. The transcript is spliced from 13 exons. The record is from RefSeq and is a predicted model, not a curated record. Gene Ontology annotation, cellular component: ciliary basal body; centriole. Gene Ontology annotation, molecular function: protein binding. Gene Ontology annotation, biological process: cilium assembly. The coding region runs from base 26 to 1498 and encodes 490 amino acids.